Messenger RNA from Clunio marinus, 1280 nucleotides. The record is from the annotation of a GenBank genome assembly. Lineage: Eukaryota; Metazoa; Arthropoda; Insecta; Diptera; Chironomidae.
AGUCUUGUAAUGUUUGACACCCUUUUCACUGAUUUGUUUUGAUUUUGUGAUAAAUUUUAGAAAGAAAACUUCUAUUUUGUAAAAAAAUGUCAUGCUGUGCGUGUUCAGAAACGCCUUCGAGAAUAACCAACUUAUUUAAGGAUGAUAAUUUGCUUUCCAAAUUUAUAGAAUUGACAGGAAUUUACAUAAACUGCAACACUUUCAUUUGUGAUCCUUGUGUUGAUAAACUUCUAUCUUACUACAUUUUCAAAGAAAAAUGCUUAGAAAUUUACGAGCGAACCAAUGGAACUGAAAUCUUUAGUUCAAGUAUCGGUGAGGACAUAAUCAUUUAUGACAACGAUGAGGAAGAAUACAUUGACUUCAAUCUCUCGACUAAAAACAAAACCACAAAUAACGAGUAUGACAAUGAAAGAGAAAGUAUCAAUUCAAUUGAAGAGAAACCAGAAGACGACUUAAUUUUCAAAUGUCCAUCAAAACGAAAAAAUUAUUCUAAAGAAUUUAGAGAAGAAGUUAUUAGCCGAGCAAAUGAAACAAGCAAUCGUCAGGCAGCAAGAGAAUAUGCAGUCGAUGAAUCAAACAUUAGAAAGUGGAUAAAGCAGGAUGGAUGCAAUUCAAAUAUCAAAUAUGAUUUAAAUCAUUCCAAUGAAAUUGAACAUCUCGAGGAAACUCAUUUGACCGAAUAUGAUGUAACAGCUGACAACGAAGAGAGUGAAAGAUUUGAAACAUCAUCACGACACAUUAAAAAUCGCAAAUCGUACUCAUCAAAACAAAAACUUGAAGCUGUUAGUUAUGCUGAGAAAUUAGGAAAUCGAAAAGCAUCGAAGCUUUUCCAUAUCGACGAAUCUUGCAUUCGUAAAUGGCGUAAAACAAAAGAUCUCUUGAUAAAAAUCAACAACGAACGUGGAACAAAGCGAAAACCAAAUCUUCAUUGGCCAGAGUUAGAUGCUGAAUUAAAAGCUUGGGCGAUAAGUGAAAUAAAUUUAGGAAAUCGAAUCAAACCAGCUCAUCUCAAAGCAAAAUCUAUUGAACUUGCUAAAGCCUUCAAUUUUCAUGAUUUCAAAGGGACUUCUAGUUUUAUCUUCAAAUUCAUGAAACGCUAUAAUCUUCCCAGUCGUGAAAUUAAACAAUCAAUAAGUAGUAAAAAAUUAAUAAUCCAAAGAUUGAAAACACCUUGAAAACUUUAUGAAAAUUAAAUAAAAAUUUAAAAUGCUAAUUAAUGAACAUUGUUUAAAUCUCGAAAAAAAUAAAUUAAAAACUUUUAUCUCGUCUUUGUUACCCAG